AUGGAUUACUUAAAACCGGUACAAAAAGGGAGAAGACGUGGUCUUUCCAUCAACAGUCUUUCAGAGACUCAGCAAUCUGCUAUGAAUAGUUCCCUGGACCACCUUCAGAAUGACUUAAAUAGGAUAAAUCUUCAAUGGAAUAGAAUACUUUCAGACAAUACAAAUCCCUUAGAACUAGCGCUCGCAUUUUUGGACGAUACAUCUGUGGGUCUGGGCCAUCGGUAUGAAGAAUUCAACCAAUUAAGGUCACAAAUCGGUAGCCACUUACAAGACGUUGUCAAUGAACACAGCCAAGUUUUUAACACUAAUGUGGCUUCUUAUGGAAAAGUAGUCAGUUCAAUUAUGCAGGCCCAGGAACAGACUUUGAAUCUGAAAAAUUGCUUGAAGGAGGCUAAUGAGAAAAUCACCACCGAUAAAGGCUCUUUACAGGAAUUAAACAAUAACAACUUGAAGUAUACAAGAAUGAUUGAUGUUUUGGUCAAUAUUGAGGAGUUAUUGCAGAUCCCCGAAAAAAUUGAGGAGAACAUUAGAAAGGAAAAUUUCCAUCAGGUGCAGAUUUUGCUGGAAAGGGGAUUUAUAUUAAUGAACAAUAAAUCCUUGAAAACAGUGGAAAUUCUGAAGCCUAUAAACCAACAACUUGAAUUACAAGAACAUUUACUUUUCAACAAUUUGAUUGAAGAGAUUCACGACAUUAUGUACUCCAAAUCUAGCAAAACGAAUUUUACUCGAGUAACCAAUAACGAUAUUUUCAAAAUCAUAAGUAUUUCACAUAAUGGAUUUACUAGCUUGGAAAAUUACCUGUACAACAUAGUCAAUAUUGAUAUUAUGGAACACGCAAAGAUGAUAAACAAAAACCUCGAAGAAUUCAUUCACGACCAAUCCUUGAAUAAAGGAGAUAUCAUGCUACAAGAGAAUUAUGCCUCUCAACCAUCGCUGGUAUCAUCUAGAAACCAAGAAAACGAAGGAUUCAACAGAAUCGGGUUCCUAUUGAAAACUAUAAAUAACAUCAAUAAAUUACCUGUUGCAUUUAACAUCAUAACGGAAAGAGCCAAAGAGGAAAUCCAUAAUAUAAUUGUUAAAACUACCGAAUCAAUACGUUCGAAGCACCCUUCUUUGCUUAAAAUGGCCACUAGUUUGAAAAAUGACAACCAAUUCGGCCUACCCGUACAGGAUAUACUAUCCAUCAUUUUGAGGGAAAGCUUUUGGGAAAUCUUCUUGAAAUUACUUUACGCUAUUCAAUGUCACCGGGCCAUUUUUGAAAUGUCAAACAUUUUGCAGCCAACGUCUUCCACGAAGCCUGCUUACAAGUUCAAUAAAAUCUGGAGCAAACUGUUAGACGAAAUAGAAUUAUUACUUAUAAGGUAUAUCAACGACCCCGAGCUGCUAACCAGCAAUAACGGCAGCAUUAAACCAAUUAAUGGCGUGACGAACAACGCACCCAACUUACCCAAAAGGAAAAAUCCCAAAAUCUUCUCUUUGGAGUAUAAUAUUGAGGAUAAUUCUUCAGUAAAGGAUCAAGCUUUUGAAUUAAAGGCUUUAUUGAAGGAUAUCUUCCCCGGAUUCUCUGUCUCUUCAAACAUGGAUUUGGAUUCUAUUUACGUGAAAGAUGAAUCCUUUGAGCAAGAUGAGCCUUUAGUCCCUCCUUCUGUCUUUAAUAUGAAAGUAAUUUUAGACCCAUUUUUACUGUUUACGCAAUCAACGUCUACAAUCGUUCCAAGUGCCUUAGUGGAAAAUUCUAUUUCAUCACUGACUUUUUUUGGUGAUUACAUGAAUAAAAACUUUCUCCCAAGGAUUCAGAUGACAAUGGAUUAUUUAUUUACAGUUGAAGUAGAAUCCAAUAAUCCGUAUGCGUUAGAACUAUCCGACGAAAACCAUAACCUAUUUAAAACAGCAUUAGAUUUUCAAAGAUUAUUCUACAACUUAUUGAAUGUUUUCAACACAGCAAACACAUUCAGAGAAAAAAUAUCCUAUUGCAUUUUGGAUCUUUUAAGUCAUUUUUACAAUUAUUACUUAGGACUCUUCAAUGCCCUGAUUGGAACUUCUGAUAGGAACCUAAGUAGGAAAAUAAUUACAGCAUGGUUGCAAAAUAGUGUUUUGAUGGAUCAAGAGAAAAGAAUUUUGAACGGGGAUGAGUCACUUUUCCAUGAAGAGUCCAGAGAAUUAUUUAAGGAAAUACCUAAUUUCUAUCAAGUGGGUAAAGGUUUGAGUAAGUCUGAUUUAUUCAAUAACUUGACAUUGGACACAAUUCUGCAGUUUUCGGCAAGCGUAAUAUGGAUUUUAAACUGGCUGCCACAUUUAAAGAAGGCCAUUAAUAUUGAUGAAAUAAACCAAGAACCCAUGCUAGAUGCCGAUAGAUUAAGGAUUAGUUGGACAUUUUCUGAAUCAAUGGAUUUGAACCUUUCGAACCCGAGUUCCAGCGCAAACUCGUUAGGGAAUUUAAAGAUUUUAUUGGAUGACAAGGCCUCUAAAAAAUUUGAUGAAACUGUUGACGGAUUCAAAACCCUAAAAUUCAAACUAAUCUCCAUACUGAGAUUUAACAUUAGAGCCUUGUGUAUACAUGACAUCGGUUCUUUUUUUCAAAACACUAAAAUUUGGAAUAUGGAUGUGGGUAGUAUUGAAUUAGAUCAAAAUAUAGCCUCUCUAAUUUCUGAAUUGAGAAGGACUGAAAAUAAACUGAAGCAACAGUUAUCAGAAAAGGAGAAAAACUCCAUAUUUAUUGGCCUCGAUAUAGUCAAUAAUUACGCCCUGAUUAAGGGUGCCAAAUCCAUAAAGGUUUUGAACCAUAACGGGAUCAAGAAAAUGUUAAGAAAUGUAAAUGUCUUACAACAUGCUUAUAGAAACCUUUCUUCUGAGCCGUCGAAAAUCAAUAUGAACGUCACAAUGAAUUUUUACUCUUUAUGUGGCUCCAGUGAAGCUGAACUAUUUGAAUAUAUAAAAGACAAUGAAUUACCGCACUGUUCUGUUGAGGAUUUGAAAACCAUAGUAAGGUUGCAGUUUAGCGAAGAGAUGCAUCGUCAACUAAAGAGGCAAAGCACUAGCUCUACUAAAGGUUCCAUAAAACCUUCUAAUAAGAGGUACACUGAAGCUUUGGAGAAACUAAAUAGGCUAGAAAAAGAGCAGUCGAAAGAAGGAGCACACUCCAAAAUUGGAAAACUUAAAAGCAAAUUAAAAGUUGUCGAUACCGAAAAUGAAAAAUGA
Molecule: messenger RNA, 3198 nt
Organism: Saccharomyces paradoxus
Lineage: Eukaryota; Fungi; Ascomycota; Saccharomycetes; Saccharomycetales; Saccharomycetaceae
Gene: SEC8
Product: exocyst subunit SEC8
Exons: 1
Coding region: 1-3198 (1065 amino acids)
Biological process (GO): Golgi to plasma membrane transport; exocytosis
Cellular component (GO): exocyst
Source: RefSeq, a predicted model, not a curated record